Molecule: messenger RNA, 1326 nt
Organism: Ctenocephalides felis (cat flea)
Lineage: Eukaryota; Metazoa; Arthropoda; Insecta; Siphonaptera; Pulicidae
Product: cytochrome P450 4g15-like
Exons: 9
Coding region: 1-1326 (441 amino acids)
Molecular function (GO): oxidoreductase activity, acting on paired donors, with incorporation or reduction of molecular oxygen; heme binding; iron ion binding
Source: RefSeq, a predicted model, not a curated record
AUGGCUUUGGGAAAAUCUCCUCAUGAAGUGUUGCAGACUGCCCUCAAAAUGUCUAUGGAUAUAAAAGACUCUGUUGGCAGAGCAUGGUUCGGCAACAAAUUGAUUGUUUUCUUGUGGCAUCCUGAUGAUGUUGAAAUUGUCUUAGGUAGCCACGUUCAUAUUGAUAAAUCAGAUGAAUACAGAUUCUUCAAACCUUGGCUUGGAAACGGUCUACUCAUCAGCACAGGAGAAAAGUGGAGAGCCCACAGAAAACUGAUCGCCCCUGCCUUCCACCAAAAUGUAUUGAAGAGUUUCAUUCGAGUAUUCAAUAAUAACAGUCGGGCUGUUGUUCAAAGAUUGCAGAAAGAAGUUGGCAAAGAAUUCGAUGUUCAUGAUCAUUUAAGUCAGACCACAGUCGAUAUUUUAUUGGAAACUGCUAUGGGAAUCAGCAGAAAAACACAUGACCAAUCUGGCUUUGACUAUGCUAUGGCUGUCAUGAAGAUGUGUGAAAUUUUGCACUUGAGACAUUACAAAUUAUGGUUACGAUUUGAUACAAUUUUCAACUGGACUAACUUCGCAAAGAAACAAGAACAACUACUAGGCAUUAUUCACGGUUUAACUUCAAAAGUAUUGAAAUUGAAAAAAGAAGAAUUCAUUCAAAACAGCAUUGAUGGAAAAUAUUCUCCAGACUAUUUCAAAAAGAUCACUGCUGAAACUGAAAGGGAAAAUGCAAGAGAAUUGAACACAAACCAACCAAAAACUGGAUUACGUGACGAUUUGGAUGACAUUGACGAAAACGAUGUUGGUGAAAAACGUCGUUUGGCUUUCUUGGACCUUAUGAUUGAAUCUGCUCAAAAUGGCGCUCCCAUUACUGACAAGGAAAUCAAAGAACAAGUUGAUACCAUUAUGUUUGAGGGCCACGAUACCACUGCCGCCGGAUCAAGUUUCGUCAUGUGCUUGUUAGGAAUCCAUAAAGACAUCCAAGACAAAGUAUACCAAGAAAUCUAUGAUAUAUUUGGAGACUCCGAUAGAGAUUGCACUUUCGCUGACACCUUGCAAUUGAAGUAUUUGGAAAGGGUUAUUUUUGAAUCUCUUAGGAUGUACCCACCAGUACCAAUCAUCGCCAGGACACUUAAACAAGAUGUUCCACUUAAAUCUAAGAAUCUAGUUGUACCAGCAAAUUGCACUGUAGUUAUUCCCACACUCAAGAUGCACCGUAAUCCCGAUAUAUUCCCAAAUCCUGAUGUAUUCAAUCCUGAUAAUUUCUUGCCCGAAAAUAGUUCAUCCAGACAUUACUACAGUUAUAUUCCAUUCAGUGCUGGACCAAGAAGUUGUGUUGGUGAGUAA